This is a messenger RNA of Danio aesculapii, 1763 nucleotides long. RefSeq names its product interferon-induced protein 35 (gene ifi35). NCBI's taxonomy places the organism in Eukaryota, Metazoa, Chordata, Actinopteri, Cypriniformes, Danionidae. Bases 80 to 1198 code for a protein of 372 amino acids. The transcript has 10 exons. The record is from RefSeq and is a predicted model, not a curated record. Gene Ontology annotation, cellular component: nucleus.
CGCCCAGACCUACCUGAAACGAAAGCGAAACCGCAUUGACUCCUCGGUUUGCUUCAUCACGGUGUUUACAUCAAUAAAAAUGGCUACUGAGGAUUUCUGCGACCUAAUGGACUGUGAGUCUUUGGGAGCCCAGGACAAUGUACAGAUGGAGUUGAACAAAUGCAAGAAGCAGUAUAAAGUGUUACUGAAUGACCAAAAACUACUGAGAGAGGGCAUUGAGAACAACAAAGACUUUGCCAAGAAAUUUAGAGAGCGAGUUGAGGAGAAGAAAGAGUUAAAUGAGGAUGAAAACAAGAAGCGUAGUAAAAGAAUUCAGUCUGACAAGGAGAAAUGCAGGGAUAUAGAGAGUCAGAAUACUAAGCUACGGAUGAAGAUCCUGAAAAUCAAAGAGGAGUUGCAAAGCCUGGACAAUAAAAACAGCAGCCUGAAAAAGCAAACUGAGAUCUCUACAGCAGUGCCCGAGAGGAAGGUUGUAUUUGAAGGAAAGACAAAAAAUGGUGCACAUGCUACAAGUUUUGAUGUGAAAUCCCAUAUAGUUUAUCCGAUGGAAGGUGGAACGGCCCUGAUCACCUUUGAGGAGGAGGAUGUGGCCCAGAACAUCUUGAGCCAGCAGAAGCAUGUGGUGGCGCUCGGGGAAUGUGCCAUCACUGUACAGGCUAAACCCAUUCAGUUCCUGGUACCCGGCUAUGUUGAGAUGGAAACUCAGGUUUGCUCACACAGAAUCUUAGUCUCCAACUUACCGAUGGAAGAACCAGAAGAGCGAAUACUAGACAAACUGGACAUCCACUUCUCUAGGAAGAGGAAUGGAGGCGGUGAGGUGGAGGAAACAGACAUGCUGCACGACUCCAAGACUGUGGUCAUCACAUUCGUAGAGGAUAACGUUGCCAAACCUCUCACUGACAAACAGGAACAUGAGGUAGACUUUGGUAAAAGGAAGUACAAGGUGAAGGUCACUCCAUUCCUCAAUGGCAAGAUUUCGGAGAUGAAGAUCAGCGAUUCAGUGUGUAUGCGCACAGUUCUGCUUACGGGGAUCCCUGACAUCAUGGACAAAGACAAUCUGCAGGACCACCUGGAGAUCCACUUCCAGAAGACAUCUAACGGUGGUGGAGAGGUGGAAGCUAUCAUCUACAACCCUCUGGGCCAAACCAGCACUGCUGUGUUUGAUGAAGACUCCCCUAAAGACAGCCAGACUGAAUAAGAAAACUCAGAAUGCUAAUACUGCCUGCCUGUACACACACAAAAUAAGAGAAUUAAUGCACAGCAGAAUCCGUCAACUCCUGAUUCCGUCUGCUUGCAGAAUGACUAUGCAAUUUCUAUUUACUGCGAUCUUUACCUCAUGAGUCUUUAAAGAAUAUAAACGAUAUAAUAAUCAGUCUCUCCAGGAGUUUAAUGGACCUUUAGAUAAAAAAAACAAACAUUUUUACAAGAUUUUUUUGUUUUUUUUUUACAGCAAAACAAAAGAUUUUAAGCACAUAUUGACUUUUUUUUUUUUUUUAAGAAAAGCUGGCAACAAAUAUAUACAUCAAAUAUCCUUGUAAAAUGCUGGAGGGAUUGAGUAAUGUACUACAUUAAUGGAUACUUUUUUUCUCUCGUUUAAAGUUCUUAGUUUUAUUUCUUGUUAUCUGGUGAUGAAAAAUGUUGGCAGAUUGAGGUAUGGUUAUGGGUUAAUCUUAAAACAUUUCUUAAAAUGAUUGUUCUCUGUACAUAUAUACAACAAAAUCUUGAAAAGAACAAAUACCUAAAUAAAUCUGCAAAAACUUUCA